AUGAAGACGUAUCUCCUGCUCUUGGCCUUGCUUUCAGCGGUCUCGAAAUCGGUCGUUGGAUACGCGAUUACCGGUGUAUCUGGUGGCGUCAACUCCGGCACCGGUGAAAGACCUGCUCGUCUUGAUAUGAGAGAUCUGCAAUCCGCCGGUCCAGCUUUUGAUCUUUACGUUCAAGCUCUCUCUCAAUUUCAAAGCUCCGAUCAAAGUGACUUGGUUUCAUACUAUGAAGUCGCAGGAAUCCACGGCUAUCCAUAUCGGUCAUGGGACAAUGUCGAAGGCAAGUACCAAACAGGGUACUGUUCGCACGGCUCCAUAAUAUUCCCAACCUGGCACCGGCCGUAUCUUUCACUAUUCGAACAGCGGAUAUGGUCCUAUGCUCAAGAUAUUGCAAAUUCGUAUCCCGAUUCCCAGCGGCAGUCAUAUGUGGACGCUGCAAAGACUCUGCGAAUUCCGUACUGGGACUGGGCGAAAAACCCCAAUCUGCCAGAGAGCACGACGUAUCAGAAGAUCACGAUCAACACGCCAACUGGCCAACAGUCGCUUGACAACCCUUUGUAUUCAUAUAAAUUUCAUCCGUUGCCCCUGGGAACUGAUAUUCCCAGUAAUGACCCUCUGGCAAAAUACAACGAGACAGUACGUUCUCCAGACCCCAGCACUGGCCAGAGCCGAUUAGACAAUGUCAACUCGGGAAUGUCUUCCAACUCUGCAUGGUUGAAAUCAAGCACAUACCAACUUAUCUCUUCCGAGAAAAACUACACCGUCUUCUCCAAUAACGUUCUGAAAGACCGAGGCGCUAACUACAACAACCUUGAAGCCAUCCACGACGGAGUUCACGCCCUUGUUGGUGAUGGUGGACAUAUGACAUAUUUUAGCAUGGCGGCGUUUGAUCCCAUUUUCUGGAUGCAUCAUGCUUCUAUUGACCGUGUUUUCGCUCUCUGGGAAGUCCUCAACCCUGACUCUUACAUCACGCCAAUGGGUGACACAUCCGGCACUUUUGUGGUGCAAGCCGGCACAAUUGAAGACGUGAACACGCCGCUGUAUCCAUUUCACAGGUCGAAUAACUCCAACGACUUUUGGACAUCGAGCACAAGUCGCUCGACCAAGGCUUUUGGAUAUACCUAUCCCGAAAUCGAGGACUGGGGGGUCGAUCAGGCUACCCUUCAGAAUAAUGUCCGGACGGCGGUUAACAAUCUGUACAACGCGCCGGCCCGCAAAAUUUCUACUCUGGAUAAAUCGAAGAGAGCCAAUGAACCGAAGUUGCAUGCUGUGUCAGGAAAAAUGACAGCAACAGACUUUGACAGUCUCGCUGUUAAUAACUUGCCUAAGAACUGGGCUAUCAAUAUUGCUGUUGACAAACAUGCACUUGACGGCAAGCCUUUCCAAAUCCACUUCUUUUACGGUGAGCCAGAUAGCGACGUCAAACCUAGCGACUACUUUGAUGCCGAUAACCUAAUUGGCACCUACCGAAUCUUCACUGGUCCUAGUUUGAAUCCGAUGUCCGGCAGCAAACGCUCACCCUCGUUAGCUGAUGAGGAUGAGGACCGGGCUCUCUCUGCUGGACAAAUAUCUCUUUCCCCGGUGCUCGCACAAGCAUAUGCAAACGAGUUACUUCCGGACGACACCUUUGGACCGGAACAGGUCGUGCCAAUACUGUCAAAACAGCUGAAUUGGCGCAUCACUGACGCUGCUGGAGAAGAGGUUCCCGUAGAAACUCUUACUGACAAGGGCCAGCUGCGCGUCGCUGUCGUGUCACGAGACGUAGACCCAAUUCUGGAAGGGGAAGAGCACUUGUUUCCUCGGUAUGGAGAAUGGAACCACUGGCAGAAUGCGACAAUAGGCAAGCAGGGAGCUGUGUAG
Messenger RNA from Talaromyces rugulosus, 1857 nucleotides. RefSeq lists its product as uncharacterized. Gene Ontology annotation, molecular function: oxidoreductase activity. The coding region runs from base 1 to 1857 and encodes 618 amino acids. The record is from RefSeq and is a predicted model, not a curated record. NCBI's taxonomy places the organism in Eukaryota, Fungi, Ascomycota, Eurotiomycetes, Eurotiales, Trichocomaceae. The transcript is spliced from 6 exons.